GUCACUGUUUUGAAUAGUUCUUUGACCCAUUCAAACCAUCGCUAGUAUGAAGGCAGUCUGAUCACUGCAUUCUUCCUUCAAUUCGCCUGCUGUCCGCCCCUCUGGCUUUCGUAGCCACUUUUUCUUACAUCGCCCAACCACUACUGGCUCAGCUACCUUGUUAUUCUCUCAUCGAACGCAUGGAAGCGCUCUCAACCUAAAUAUAUCAUCAUUAUUAGCUUCGACUUUGACAUGUCCGCCAUGGAAAUAGACUCGGUUUGGCGGGCGGCCUUUGGAGAUGCAACUACUCGCCCAGCUCUUUAUGCCUCCGAAGAGCUAAACGAGGACGGCUUCCAACCUUUGAACGACCCGCAAAGCUUCGUGAUGAACAUAUCAAAUUUCAAACGCAAGCAACUCUAUGCCGCAAGUGCCAACAACCAAUUCGCCAUGAAAUUGGCUCAAGAUGAAUACCUCGACCUGGAACGCCAAAUAUCCCGCAUCAAAGGCAAAGACACAACCAAGAACCCCCAGGAUCUUCCGGCCCCAGAUGUGUUCGAAGAACGAAAGGAAGCCGCACUCUAUGGCUACAAAUAUGAACCCAAUAAGCCAGCACUGCUCAUUGCCGGCAUUCCAGGACUUCGAUCCGCGGAUGAUCUUAGCGAGCGGGAGAAGCAUGAUGUGCGACUUUUCCAAGAACCGUUCGAACAAGGCGGCUUCGUACCCAAGGAGCGAGAGUACAAAGCGAUGGUAGCCAAAGGCAGGAAUCCCAAGAACCUCGACGGCUGGGACCCAGUCGUGAAAAAUGGUCAAGCGCUUUACCCCAAACAGCAGGUUCAUCAUGACGAGUAUUCCAUCACAUAUGUUAAGCGCAAUGUCGAUGAAAAUGGCGAAAUCAUUAGACCUGUGUCGCCAGCCAGUGAAGCCUCGGGAGGCACGCCAUCCAUGGCAGUCGACAAACGCCUGACCCGGACCAGAUUUGAUGGUCGGAAGGUUCCACCCACGAGAGAUGUGUCAGAAGCUCCGUCCGCCCUGUCAACGCCGAGCAAGAAACGGAGCAACACUCCAGCUACUGAUGUUCGUGAAGAUACUCCAACAGGGAAACGACGCAAGCUCAAUGGCGUUGUGCCCGAUGAGAAUCGACCGAAGCAUCCCAACCAGUAUACCAAAGGCCGGCCAGGUUAUGGAAAUGUGCCACCAAACCCAGACCGUCCCAAACACCCCAACCAAUACACCAAAGCUAGAGAGAUGGCAGCUCAGAACACUGCGGCUGCUCCUCCUGCUCAAACCCCCUCAAAACCUGCUGGAUCAAAACCAGCUUGGCAAGGUCUAUCUGCCGACGAAUUGAGAAAACGCAAGUGGACGGACGAGGAACUGCUCGAGGCCAUCAAACAGGACUACCUCUGGCUGAGUAUGGAAGGUCCAGCAAAGGCCGAAGAGAUCAAAACCAAAAUCCUUAACGGUAUCAAUCCAGUGCGCAGCUUCAGUAUGUUGAGCAAGUGGGAGCAAUGGAGAGCUGAGAAUAGGGCCAAGAGACCUCGUACAAAGAAGGACGUGGCUGAAGGCACUCCCGACGCGGUCAAAGAGCCCAAUGAGUCCUCCAGACCAAAGAGAGCGGCAGCAGCGAAGAUCAAGCAACUUGCGGAACCAGACAGCGCUCAAACUACACCUGCAACUACACCAGCACCAGAAACCAUCCCCAACGGCAUUGUUCCGGAGGAUAUCAAGGGCUCAGGAGGAAGCAGCAGCAGGUCUACCAGGAAGAGAGGUGGACUAGAUCUCAAGAUGCUUAUGAACAACGGCGAUUCGGGAGAUGAAUUGCAACGAGGCACGGAAACUAGACGGAGUUCGAAGAGCUCCAGAGCUUCGAAACAUGAAGGUGCGGGCUCGGACGAGAUUGAGAAGGGAUUCCCGGACUUGCUGAAGGAGGAGAGCGAUUCCAUGAUUGUGGUCAAUGGUAACCCGGAGCCACCUAGGAGACGGUCUUUGCGAAAUAUGAGAAGAUCAAGCGAAUGAACAGUACACAGGGAGUAUUCAUAGCAAGGCAGGACAUGAGGUGGUGACUGUUUAGUCGCUUCAUUCCGUCAUUGGCGGCCAACGUACGCGCAACAUUGGUACACCGAAAGAGGUUCUCUAUAGGUGUAUACAUGUUGCAUAGAAUGCUAGCAGAGAGCCUCCUGCAAUGUUAC
Molecule: messenger RNA, 2165 nt
Organism: Exophiala xenobiotica
Lineage: Eukaryota; Fungi; Ascomycota; Eurotiomycetes; Chaetothyriales; Herpotrichiellaceae
Exons: 1
Coding region: 232-1992 (586 amino acids)
Source: RefSeq, a predicted model, not a curated record